Molecule: messenger RNA, 1289 nt
Organism: Salvia splendens (bonfire salvia)
Lineage: Eukaryota; Viridiplantae; Streptophyta; Magnoliopsida; Lamiales; Lamiaceae
Product: protein LIKE COV 2
Exons: 7
Coding region: 159-950 (263 amino acids)
Cellular component (GO): Golgi apparatus
Source: RefSeq, a predicted model, not a curated record
CUCCCGCUUCAGAAGUAGUACUAAUUCAAUAACACUGUACACUCCGUAUCACUAUUCGAUGUUUCCGAUCCGUCAAAAUUUCCCAAAUUCAAUCGAAACUCUGAUUUCGCGAUUGUAAGAACUGCUGCGAAAUCGGGUACCGCCUAUUUUUGGCAACAAUGGCGGAGGAGAAGGACGCCACGUCGGUGCCACUGAGUCAAAGCGUUGGCGAAGAUGAAGAGGGGCGAGAUCCUGAAGAUCCGCUUAAACCUACUUCUACCUCUCCCGAUUCUUCCACCCGUAGGGCUUGCUGUUUUGUUCUUCAAAGCUGGGUUUCAAAGAAGUUCAUGACCGGAUGUGUUGUUCUAUUCCCAGUUGCUGUUACAUUUUUUGUGACUUGGUGGUUCGUUCAAUUUGUUGAUGGUUUCUUCAGCCCUCUAUAUGAACAGCUGGGCAUUGAGAUAUUUGGACUUGGAUUUGUCACAUCAUUACUUUUCGUGUUCCUUGUUGGCGUAUUUGUUUCCUCAUGGCUGGGAGCUUCAGUAAUCUGGCUCGGAGAAUGGUUUAUAAAGAGAAUGCCAUUUGUUAGGCACAUUUACUCAGCUUCCAAACAGAUUAGCUCUGCUAUUUCUCCUGACCAAAAUACUACUGCAUUUAAGGAAGUGGCAAUCAUACGUCAUCCACGUGUGGGUGAAUAUGCAUUUGGCUUUAUCACUUCCUCAGUCGUCCUACAGAGAGAUGAUGGAGACGAAGAAUUAUGCAGUGUUUUUGUCCCUACAAACCACUUGUACAUCGGUGAUAUAUUCUUGGUUAGUUCCAACGAGAUUAUAAGGCCCAAUCUGUCUAUUCGGGAAGGGAUAGAAAUAAUUGUAUCUGGAGGAAUGACUAUGCCACAAAGGAUCAUGCCAAUCUCUUCGAUUGAAAGAGUUCCCCAACCAGGAGAAAGGAUUCCCCUCUCCAGACUUGUGUAGGCAACGGCCAACUGAUAUAGCAGUUUUGCUGCUAAAUCUCAGUGAUGUUUGCACGUCAUUUGGAGCUGAAACUGAACAUGCAACGGGGUAGUCGAACAAACAUCAUUCGUACAAAGUAGAGUGUAAGAAGUUCUAUCAUGUUUUGAUACUAGAAAUGUGUAACAGAUGUUAUGUAGAGUUUAUGCCACACUUGUGAAUUGUAAACCUUUGAAGAUGUUGUUGUGAAGCUUAUUGAUUGUGAUUGCACAAAGGCAUGUGAAGAAUACACUAUAUAGUCUGUAUACAUGCAAUUGUUGUAUUUGAUGCAGUUUAUCAAAAGGGUGGAGUAUUAUUCAGUAA